GCAAAUAAGCAAAAAGUAAGAACAGCGCCACAGCGGCGUCAAGUGAAACCGGUUUUUCCCGUCCACCGCUAACACAUUUUCUCCGAACGAUGGCCGGAGGAGCCCUCAAACUCCACGCCGUUGUUACUUCUAUUUACUCUCAGAAGCCCUAUACUUGGGCCCGCACCAUCUCUUCCGCCGCCAAAUCCGAGACGCUUAGAGGCCCCGCGGCGUCGACACCCAGGUGGCGUCGGAGGAUACCGUUUCCAGCUCCGGUGCGCGGAGUACCCAAUUACCAAAUUUCUCUAGGUUUUCACAACCGAGACUGCUCCCCCCUUCUGCCCGUCAGGAGUAUAUCUACUACUCAAAUGGGUUCCGACCCCGAUAAGAAGGAACAGCAGCUGCCGGAUACUGUGCCCUCACAGUCGGAUAAAUUGCUCACAUUGCCCACAAUAUUAACGAUUGGCCGCGUCGCUGCUGUUCCGCUUCUUGUGAGCACCUUCUAUGUCGAUAGCUGGUGGGGGCCAGCUGCUACAACUGGUAUCUUCAUUGCAGCGGCAAUUACUGAUUGGCUAGAUGGGUAUAUUGCCCGAAAGAAGAAAUUAGGAACGGCAUUUGGUGCCUUUUUGGAUCCAGUGGCCGAUAAGCUAAUGGUUGCUGCCACUUUGGUCUUGUUGUGCACUAGACCUUUGGAAGCUAGUGCCUUUGUACAUAUGCCAUGGCUGCUGACUGUACCUUCAAUUGCUAUUAUUGGCAGGGAGAUAACAAUGUCUGCAGUUAGGGAAUGGGCGGCCUCUCAGGGCAGCAAACUUUCAGAGGCCGUUGCUGUGAAUAACUUGGGGAAGUGGAAAACAGCUACACAGAUGUCAGCCUUAACCAUUCUACUCGCAACCAGAGACAGCAGUCUCGUUGAUGCUGGAGCUCUAGUGGGCUCUGGUGUAGCUUUGCUAUAUAUUUCAGCAUGGCUCGCAGUUUGGUCUCUGUUCGUGUAUAUGAGAAAGAUAUGGAAAGUACUGCUGGUAUAGGAACAUCUCCGAUUUGAGGUGCAUCUUGGUUCAAACUUCCAACACUCACCGGACUCAGCACAGUUCAUCAAAACCAUUGGACCACAAGUAUGGAAACUCAUACUCUCCCACUGCUUGUUGCUACAUCUGGUGAUUGCCCUUUGUUCAAGAUUGUAUUUUGCACAUAAUAAAGCUAAUAUCGAGUAGUAAGUUCAAAUUUUAUAGUAUUUUCCAGAAAACAUUAAUGCAACAUAUGAAUUUGAUUACUAUCAAGCUAGUAUCUAGUACAGUAUCCUGGCUUGUAAACUUAACUUUGAUUCAUUGUAAUUGAAGAUACGAACUUGAAUUGCAAUAUUGAAUUGAAAUCUAAUAUAA
Molecule: messenger RNA, 1358 nt
Organism: Ipomoea nil (Japanese morning glory)
Lineage: Eukaryota; Viridiplantae; Streptophyta; Magnoliopsida; Solanales; Convolvulaceae
Product: CDP-diacylglycerol--glycerol-3-phosphate 3-phosphatidyltransferase 2-like
Exons: 7
Coding region: 90-1004 (304 amino acids)
Biological process (GO): glycerophospholipid biosynthetic process
Cellular component (GO): chloroplast envelope; membrane
Molecular function (GO): CDP-diacylglycerol-glycerol-3-phosphate 3-phosphatidyltransferase activity
Source: RefSeq, a predicted model, not a curated record